GGGGCCGGGGCCGGGGCGGCUCGGGCGGGAUGGUGGACGUGUUCAGCGGGAGGCUGCUGGUGAACAAGGAGGGGCAGCGCGUGGAGGCGGAGGCGGCUCUGCAGAACAAGGUGGUGGGCUUGUACUUCUCGGCCGCCUGGUGCUCGCCCUGCCGGGACUUCUUGCCGCUGCUGUGUGACUUCUACAGCGAGCUGGUGGAGGAGGCGCGCCCGCCCGCGCCGCUCGAGAUCGUCUUCGUCUCGUCUGACCGCAGCGCCGAGGAGAUGGCGGACUACAUGCACGCCAUGCACGGCGACUGGCUGGCGCUGCCCUUCCACGACCCCUACAAGCAUGAGCUGAAGAAGAAAUACAAUAUAACAGCCAUCCCCAAAUUGGUGAUUGUGAAGCAAACUGGAGAGGUCAUUACCGACAAGGGAAGAAAACAGAUCAGAGAGAGAGGACUAUCUUGCUUCCGAAACUGGCUUGAGGUUGCUGAUAUCUUUCAGAAUUUUUCUAACUGAGCAAAAACUCAGGUACAAGCAAGACCAGAAGGCAAAGCAUUGUGAAGGAACUUGCAGAAUUCCCAAACUAGCACUGCAUUGCUUGGAACAAAGGGAAGGAGGGUGCGUUAUUCCACCUUUCUUUGUGAGCAAAUUUUAUUUUAGCCCAGAUUAUAGAAGACCAGAAUAUGCCAGUAGCUAAAUAGGGGUCAGGAAAAAAAUAUGCACUUAGUAUUCUAUUCCCGUUGUCCUUUUUGUUGUAUUUAAUUUGAAUACCAAAGCAUUCCUAAUAAUACUUAGAAUGGUAGCCCCGUAAAAUCUAUGCAAAUGUUUUAUUUUUGUAGAUCUGUACAGGUAAAAAGAAUACAUAUUUUUCUUGAUAGAGAUUUUCUGGUGAUUAGCAUGUAAUUCAUAUUUAUCAAUACAACGUAAGUAUAUUUGCUUUAAUAAAUAAUUAUUUAUGGAA
Molecule: messenger RNA, 945 nt
Organism: Alligator mississippiensis (American alligator)
Lineage: Eukaryota; Metazoa; Chordata; Crocodylia; Alligatoridae
Gene: NXNL2
Product: nucleoredoxin like 2
Exons: 2
Coding region: 30-500 (156 amino acids)
Biological process (GO): photoreceptor cell maintenance; sensory perception
Source: RefSeq, a predicted model, not a curated record